CAUCCGCCAUCUUGAAUUUAGUAUUGUGCCAGUCGGGGGGGCGGUGACAUAUUUUUACCCGUCAUCGUCGUAAUUUUGUGAAUUUGUUGGAAAAACGCGAAAAUAAGUGUCGUUACAUCGUGUAAAUAGUUUAUGUCAGGACUGAACGUGAGGAUGGCGGGUCAGACUAUAAACGAUAGGCUUUUGGCCGCCCGCCACAGCAUCGCCGGGCAGGGUUUAGCUAAAUCCGUUUGCAAAGCUACUACCGAAGAAAUGAUAGCUCCCAAAAAGAAACAUUUAGAUUAUCUAGUCCACUGCACAAACGAGCCCAACGUGUCGAUACCACAGCUCGCCAACCUGCUGGUAGAGCGUACACAGAACACUAAUUGGGUGGUGGUGUAUAAAGCUCUAAUAACUGUACAUCAUCUACUAGCAUAUGGGAAUGAGAGGUUCACACAAUAUCUAGCAUCGAGUAAUUCAACAUUUCAACUUAGCAAUUUUCUAGACAAAAGCGGCGUACAAGGCGCGGCCGGUGCCCGGAUUGGAUAUGACAUGUCUCCGUUCAUCCGGCGGUACGCCAAGUACCUCAAUGAGAAGGCGCUGUCGUACAGGACUGUGGCCUUUGACUUCUGCAAGGUUAAAAGGGGUAAGGAAGAAGGUUCCCUGCGUAUGAUGAACGCGGAGAAGCUGCUGAAGACACUGCCGGUGCUGCAGGCGCAGCUGGACGGCCUGCUGGAGUUCGACUGCACUGCUAAUGAUCUCACUAACGGAGUCAUCAACAUGUGCUUCAUGUUGCUCUUCAGAGAUCUCAUCAGAUUGUUCGCGUGCUACAAUGACGGCAUCAUCAACUUGCUGGAGAAGUACUUCGACAUGAACAAGAAGAACUGCCGCGAGGCUCUCGACCUCUAUAAGAAAUUCCUCAUCAGGAUGGAUAGGGUCGGAGAGUUCUUGAAGGUGGCAGAGAACGUGGGUAUAGACAAGGGUGACAUCCCUGACCUGACCAAAGCCCCCAGCAGUCUCCUGGACGCCCUGGAGGGGCACUUGGCCUCACUUGAAGGCAAGAAGGGCUCCGCUGCCAAUACUCCCACACAAACCGCUAGCGCCCAAAAGAACGUAGCAAGCGUGAUGGUCGCUCUAUCCUCCACAUCGUCAUCGUUCGGUAACGCGGCCGCAUCCACUCGACUGGACAACCAGCCCAACGGGGCCUCGCCACUCUUCAUAGACGAUACCCUCAAACAACAGGCCUUGGCUGAGGAGGAGGCCGCUAUGAACCAGUAUAAGAAUAAGGUGCAGUCUCCGACGAACGCUGCUAACAACCCGUUCUUAUCGUCUGCUCCUAGUCAGACACAGUCUAUUGUGGACUUGUUCGGACCUGCUCCAGCUGAUACAACCAGUACUACUAGCAAAGCUUCCGAUGAUCUGCUGUCUCUUGGAAACCCGUUCGCUGAUAACAUGUUUGGAGCGGCGCCGGUGACGAGCACGCCGAUGUGGCCCCAACAACAACAACAACAACAACAGCCGAGCAACGGCUUCGCGGCCUUCCCGCCUCAGCAACAGAACAACUCCUUUGUGUCCGAGGCUAACUUCUCUAACGUUUUCGAUAACACUGAUUCCGCAGCUGCCGCGGCUAAUCCGUUCAUGGGUAUGGGAGACCUCACCCAACCAAUAUCCGCGUCACCCGCCCGUCCCCCUCCUCCCACCAUUCCCCCACAACCCAAAUCAGCGUUCGACGACCUUGAAGACGUGAUGCGCAUGUCUUUGGGCGGAUCCCCGGCUAAGUCUCAGCAGCCAAUUACACAACAGCCUCAACCAAUGGCGGCGCAGCCUUUCAGUGACGUCAUGUCAAUGCCGAUGGCUCAACCAAUGAUGUUCGGCUCGCCCGCCCGACAGCCCAUGAUGCCGAUGGGAGCGACCGGUCAGCAACCACAGCAGCAACAAGGCAAGGUGUUGACUGGUGACUUGGACUCUUCACUCGCUCAGUUGGCCAACAACCUUACUAUCAACAAGACGGCUACGGCACAAAAACCGAUGCAGUGGAAUUCGCCGAAGAACGCGUCGAAACCUGGACAGACGUGGACACCACAACCCAUGCAAGCAACUACAGGCGCCGGGUACCGACCAAUGGGCCCAGGCAUGACACUCCCACCAAUGCCCCAUACUAUGCCCCAUGCAUAUCACCCCCCGCAUUAUAUUAUGCAACAGCCAGGCAUGGUAAUGGGCAUGCAAGGAGCGCCAAUGAUGCCGAUGGGCAUGGCUCAACCGAUGCGACCCGCCGUGCCACCGCAGCCUACCACCAACCAGUUCAGUUAAGCACCACCUUUAUUAUUUGAAGGUUUACGUUUAUAUCAAAACCCGACUGCUCAUUGCACUUCAUAUAAAACCACAGGACACGCUACAUACAUAGCGAUCCUAUAGAAUAAGAAGAUGCCAGUCUUAUAUAAACUCUAAUAAAUUCAAUGUAAUAGCAAAAAAGUAUUCCUCUAAUUAGUCAAAUUUAUCCAAGUAUAGUUUUAUUAUUAUUAUAAUAGGUUAUUAUUGGAAUUGAAAUUAUGGUAGUUUUGUUUUUUUUUGAGCUCAAUUUAUUUGAAUUUAUUUUAACGAAGAAAUUUAAUGAAUGUUCUAGUUUUUAAGUCUUGUUACUCAAGCUAAUAUAAUAAUUAUACAUUUUAUUUGUUAAUUACUUCUUUGAAUUUCUUCAUGUGUUCUUCUUUAAGUUUAAAAUGCUUGAUUCAUUCAAGUGAUACGGUGUAUAGCAGUCGGGUUAUCUAUGUCAUGUCAGCUGACGUGUGAUCGGUAGGUUCUACCUUAUAAGUGCACCGUUUAGUUGCGAAUUUUAAACGGAACUUACGCCCUUAACAUACGUUCAUUAUGAGUUUAGGAUUGCCAGUCGAAAAAACUAGUUGUUUUCAAAGUUACCUGUAUUUAAUAGUUUGUUGGGGAAAACGAUCGAAUGGAAUUACAGAUACUUGAAUUAAAUAAAACUCUUCUUUAUCGAUUGUAUACUUAAUUCAUUUUGAAUUGAGACAAAAUUAUUGCAAUUUUUAUUAAUUUUGUUGAAACCAAACGUUUAUGAUUAUAACAUUAUGAAUACUUAGUUUUGAGUAGAAACCGAUAUGAUUAUGUAUAUUAAUUGAUUAUUUCGAUGAUUUCUUAUGUUUUUUUUUUAUUCAAUAAACUUUGCGUUAUUUGACUUAUGAAUCAUGAAAUGUCUUAUGAAAAAGGUGCGCAAGAUUUUUUAUUUUCAAAAUUAUACACAUCACAUUCCAUACUUGUACAAAGUGAAAAAUAAAAUAAUUUAUUAUGAGGUACUCGUUAACUUAGCUUAUUACCUACCUUUGGCAUAGUCAGUAUUUAUGAAUUGGAAUUGAAGUGAGUUCUAGUUUCUUUUUGUAAUAUUUUUCCAGUGUUGGGCUGAAAGCGUAAUAUUUACUUUCAGCAACGGAUGCAUAAAUAAAGUUAAUGAAAUCAUAUAGUUAUACUGGGUAGACGUCACAUAGACACCCUUAAUAAUAUUAUUCUGUAACUUGAUCCGUAUAUUAUGUGUAUAAAAAUAAAUAAUUGCAUAUUUAGUCAUAUAUUAAGCCUACGUGGUUUGAACGGAAUGUAAUUUUUACUCCAACCUCCAUUGUUUGGGUAAAAAUACGAUUCAAAGUUCAAUAAUACAUAUUUCCAUAUCCUCCAGUUAUGUAAAAACUGUAUUUGUCAUAUAGAAUAUUAUGUAUAGAGGGUUAUGCAUUAGAUUGUUAUAACAUUAGAUGUUACGGGUGUAUAUUAUAAAUGUAUGGCUGUUGUGAAUAUAUGAACUAGGUGCUUGCUAUAUUAGGCCCCAUUGCACAAUCCAUUGGUAAUGCAAAAUUUUCACAAUUUGAAAAAAAUCUAAAAAUGUAACGGUGAUGUUAAUGGGUCCCAAAAUUCGCCACGGACAAUCGGUUAACGUCCUAAAUUGAAGCUCGGUUUGCGCUAAAAUUUGGAAUUUCAUGGUUACGCAAAAUUAUGGACUUAACAAAUUGGAUAUUGCCAAAUAUAUUGGAAUGUAAGUCUACGCCCUAUCUUUAUAUAGUCUUAACAGUUACUAGCAAUACUUUGUACAAAUGUGUUAAUUAAAGAAAAGAAAAACCGUUCGCUUCUUGUGAUAUUUCAUUUCUAAAGACUGCAAUCCAAUAUUUCGAAGUAUUAAAGUAUGCUUUAUUUUUAUGAAUGUUUUCUUAAAUCCAUCGUUUGGACAAAGUAUUGUAUAAACGUUGCCAUCGUUAACUCGUUCAUAAUAAAAAAAAAUACAAAAUUGUACGGAACACCCGUGGUUUUCGUAUGGCAACACUGUCAAUGUUGCUGCACUAUAAUCAGUGUUACUUAUAAUAUAAUAUAUAUUCACAGGUACAUGUAGAUGUAUAAACAUGAUAAUUAUGUAUUUAGAAUAAACGCAAAAAUAAUGUUUGCCGUGUGAUUCAAUGGUGUAUGUAAAUAUAGGUGUUGCAUAGUACACAGUGCUAAUUAAACCCCUUACCUUACUUCAGCUAGCUUUCCACAAAGGCCAGUGACCGUCUAUAAUUUGUUACUGCUUGUUUGAUGUUCAGUUGUACUGCUAAAGUCAGGUGGUACAGCACUUAUUGUAAGAAUGUCUUCAUCCUAGUUUUCUUGCACCUGGUUUUGGUAGUAUUUCGCAGUCCGGGCUGGCUUUCUAUACGUGUUUUAGUGAGCAAUGAUAAUGCUAAAUGUUAGGCUAAUUUGAUUAUCCAAAUUAAUGAUAUAAUCAUUUGCAAUAUGUUUGAGAUCUGUGAAUUAUUUCAUCGCUUGAAAUGAUUGAUAAUAUUUUGUGCAAUAUUUUUCUUUUAAAAUUUUAUACAUGGCAACUCUGAUGUUGGUAUAGUCUGUUAUUCGUUAAUGUGUACUUCAAUUUUUAGAAAAAAUCUGCAGUUUGCUUAAGCACAUUAACAGCAGAAUGUUCAUAUAAUUUACAAGUAUUAUGAUUUGAAUAUAUUGACAAAGAAAGUCCAGUGGUUUGUAGAGGUGUUCAGUUGGCCAUACUUUACUUCUUAAAUGGAUGCUGUGAUGUCAGGUGGAUUCGACUGACUUAUUUGAAAUAGGUGGGAUUCGCUCUUAGUUAACACUAUAAGUUUCUUUUUAUAAGAGAAUACUAGUUAAACCACAUUUUUGAAUUAGUUUUAGUACUCAUAGCGGCCUUUAAAAUUUUUAAGUUGUAAAUUUUAUUCAUUUAUUUUUAUCAAUGUACCUACUGAGUUACGUUUUUAUGUAAAUACCCC
This is a messenger RNA of Spodoptera littoralis (African cotton leafworm), 5240 nucleotides long. The record is from the annotation of a GenBank genome assembly. NCBI's taxonomy places the organism in Eukaryota, Metazoa, Arthropoda, Insecta, Lepidoptera, Noctuidae.